CUGUGAACUAAGGAGUAUGAUUAAGUACAAAAUAAUAACUAAAAAUACAAAUUACAAAAUCAAAAAAUAGUGACUAACGCCAAGAGGUAUGCUUCGCAAUGGUAAAAGCCCGAGACCAAAGGCUGCGACCUUCUCUGCCACUCCAGGUCUUCCUUAGCUACGUUCCCACACCCUCACGGACCGCCCUGCCCCCAACAGUCGGCGGGAAGUGCGCAUGCGCACGGUGAGGCCCUUCCCGCUCCCCGUCGCUUCUCUUCCGGUUUCGGCCCCGCCCACCGCGGGCGCUGUCGUUUCCGGUUCAGCUCAGGAACAGCCAGCCGAAAAGCUUUGGGCCUUCGCUUCUUAGGUCCUCCCACUUCUCUAAACGCUCCCGCGACUGCCUCGGUCGCUGGGGAAGGUAUUUACCAAUAAAGUUUUACUAUUUCAAAGCCGGGCGGAUUGGGCUGGGUCCAACCGCCUUCCCCUGGCAGUUCCUCUCGGCUCCUGGCUUCGAGCUUCAGGCCGUCAUGGCCAGGGGCCGCCGCGGCCGGGCGGGUUUGAGGCCGCCUUUCGCUGCCCACGCACUCGCGUGGCUCCUGGGGCCGCCGGCGUCCGCCUCGGUCUGAGCGCAGCCCCUCGGCGCCCACGGGCCGCCUCGCGCCGGACCCCAUGGCGUCCGAGGCGCCGUCUCCUUCCUUGUCUCCAUCGCCACCCACCUCCCCUGAGCCGGAGCUGGCCCAGCUGAGGCGGAAGGUGGAGAAGUUGGAACGCGAGCUGCGGAGCUGCAAGCGGCAGGUGCGGGAGGUGGAGAAGCUUUUGCACCACACGGAGCGGCUGUACCAGAGCGCCGAGAGCAACAACCAGGAGCUCCGCACCCAGGUAGAAGAGCUCAGUAAAAUACUCUAUUGUGGGAGAAAGGAAGAUAAUAAGAAGUCUGACGUAGAAGUACAAACAGAGAACCACCCUCCUUGGUCAAUCUCAGAUUAUUAUUAUCAGACGUACUAUAAGGAUCUUAGUCUUCCAGAUAAAGUGACAGAACUUUCAGUUCAGCAAGAUCAGGAUAGCGAAGUUUCUGCUUAUAAUUUUAAAGACCAGUCACAAAUAGAAAAUGAUGUGUAUGCUGGUACUGAUGUAACGGAAAAGGUUGAAUGUGGACAAGAGGACCAUUUUGCCUUAAAUUCACAGGAGCCAGCAUCUGCAUUAGCAACAGAGGAUGCAUCCUUAGAAGGUUCAUCAUUAGCUGAAAGUUUGAGAGCUGCAGCAGAAGCUGCUGUAUCACAGACGGGAUUUAGUUAUGAUGAGAAUACUGGACUGUAUUUUGACCACAGCACUGGUUUCUAUUAUGAUUCUGAAAAUCAACUAUAUUAUGAUCCUUCCACUGGAAUUUAUUACUACUGUGAUGUGGAAAGUGGUCGAUAUCAAUUUCAUUCUCGAGUAGAUUUGCAACCUUAUCAGACUUCUGGCACAAAACAAAGUAAAGAUAAAAAGUUGAAGAAGAAGAGAAAGGAUCCAGAUUCUUCUACAGUAAAUGAGGAAAAGGAUUUGAAUUCAGAAGAUCAAAAAGCAUCCAGUGUUGAACAUAUAAACUGCAGUGAGGGAGAAGAUUGUGCAAAUGUGAAAAAGAAGGCCAAAGUUGACAUUCAUUACAAAAAUAGUUCCCAUGAAUUCACUGUUCCAGUUAUCGGAAAGACUAUAGAAUUUCCUCUUAAUGAAAACAUCUAUAAUUCGACUUCAUUUAAAGAUGAGAAAAUCAUAGAAACUGAUAGUGAGCCAGAAGAAGGUGAAAUUACAGACUCUCAGACUGAGGACAGUUAUGACGAAGACAUUACCAGUGAAGACAAUGUAACUGCAGAAGAUACUGAGGAUGAAGAUGAGGAAAAAAUUUGGCCCCCUUGUAUUAGAGUAAUUGUUAUUAGAUCACCAGUGUUGCAGACAGGAUCACUUUUUAUCAUUACAGCUGUAAACCCUGCUACCAUUGGAAGAGAAAAAGAUAUGGAGCAUACUCUCCGAAUCCCUGAAGUUGGUGUCAGUAAGCCUAAAACUAAAUGUGACCCUUAUGUACUUGAGCAUGGAGAUGAAGUGAAAAUUGGAGAGACUGUGUUGUCCUUUCACAUUCACCCUGGCAGUGAUACCUGUGAUGGCUGCGAACCAGGGCAGGUUAGAGCUCACCUUCGUCUUGAUAAGAAAGAUGAAUCUUUUGUUGGUCCAACACUAAGCAAGGAAGAGAAAGAGUUGGAAAGGAGAAAAGAGUUAAAGAAAAUACGAGUAAAAUAUGGUUUACGGUAUUUUGUAUUUAUAAAGAAUACAGAUUAUGAAGAUGAAAAGGCAUUGAAGAAUCCAAAAUAUAAAGAUAGAGCAGGGAAACGGAGGAAGCAGAUUGGAAGUGAAGGAACUUUCCAAAGAGAUGAUGCUCCUGCAUCUGUUCAUUCUGAAAUUACUGAUAGCAACAAAGGUCGGAAGAUGUUGGAAAAGAUGGGUUGGAAAAAAGGAGAGGGCCUGGGGAAGGACGGCGGAGGAAUGAAAACUCCGAUUCAGCUUCAGCUUCGACGAACACAUGCAGGCUUGGGGACAGGUAAACCAUCCUCAAUUGAAGAUGUUCACCUUCUCCAAAACAAGAGCAAGAAGAACUGGGAGAAAGCACGAGAGAGGUUUGCUGAAAACUUCCCAGAAACUAAGCCGCAAAAAGACGCACCAGGGACCGUUCCUUGGGUCAAAGGGACUGUAGAGUGAAGGUCAGUCCUAGAACACAAUUCAAGCUUUUUAAGAGAGAAUCUGGAACUUUUCCCUCCAAAAGAGCCAGUGGCAUGAGGGAACCUGUAUCACAAUUUACCCCCUCAUGAUUCAAAAAUGUAUAAUAAAGUGUGGUUUGCAGCUUUUAAAAAACGUUUUUUAAAAACUAGUAAGUAGUGAAUGUAUCAAGUUAUUUGAUGGGUGGAUUAAAGUUCACAGGGCAUGGAUGAGCUUAUCAAACUUUGUUAUUUUAUCUUGUCAUUUAUAAGACCUACAUAAGUAACUAGCCAUAUCAGCAAAAUUCAUAUCCUCACUAACGAUUUAAAUGUACAUUUGUCUUUGUCUCCAUAUGUUCAUUAUGUUGAGAAAACAUGGGUAGAGGUGCAUAAAUUUUAUUUUCCUUGAAAUAACGUUAAGUAAUAUUAUUGAAGAACUAACAGACAGGUGACACGUAGAAAAUUAGUCUUUCAUGUUUUCUUCUGUGAAGAAUCUGUUGAUUUGUACUAUAUAUUAAGCAUUUACAUUGGUUUGUUUCAUAGAUUAAAUAUUUAGAUAUGAACAAUUGAGUACAGUAUUGAAAUAUUCAUUGUACUGGCAUUUGUAGUUUUGAUAAAUCCCAUUGCUGGCAAUGGAGUUUUGCCAGAUAAAUCUAAUUUCUACUGCCAACAGAUUAUCUAGCCAAGGCCUCAAACUCAAGUAUUUAUUGAAAAUGUUCUCAAAUGCAAUAAAAACAUUGUAACAUCAGAAAGAGUGAUUCAUUGAACCAAUGAUUUAAACAUACUGGUCUGCUUUGAACUCACUACCAGCCAGAAUUUUCCUUUUGAAAGUGGCAGAGCAGUGACAAGAGGACACCCUGGAAUGCUGGAGAGCUGCAGUGCAGUUUCCUGAGUGCAGGUGUCACUACUCUGCCAGUUAUCACUAUUUUCUUCCGUUUGACUUUUCUCUCAGCUCUUGUCUGGGAAAUUAAUGCUGGAACUGACCCUCUUUUGGCAGUGAAUAUAAGCUACAGCUCCCUCAUCUACUAUAAAGAAAUGUCUUCAAGAUUUAGAAUAGGAAAGAAAAAUUCUGAAAAAAAAAAGUACAAUAGGGAAAAUAAUUCAGAAGGAAAGGCUACCUGUUGGAAUUUCUAGUCUAAAUGGCAUAGGGUACGUCGAAAGAAAAGGGAGUGAGGAAAGAAAAAUAAAUUUAUUACUAAAGAUGAGACGUGACCAAAUUAUUAAGUCCCUUAAAGCCUAAGUUUGGAUAAUCAGAGGCCCCUAGAACUCCAGAUGUGGUUAUAAUAUUUUUCUGUAUCCUUCCUGGCCACCUACACACCCUAACACAAAUAUAUGUGCAUUAGAAUUGGAGGCAACAGGAGUUUCCUGAAUUAUUUUCUCUAAAUUAGAAAAAUAAUUACUUAUCUAAAUGUGGUUUGGUACUGGUGCCCUGUAUAUAGGUAACGAUACAGAAUUCCCAAAGUAGACUUUGCUUCUGGUAAAUCUUACUCAUUGGGUUAGUAUACUGUCUAUAUAGUUCCCAUUUUUAUUACUGGAUUGCAGAAAACUUUUUUCAUUGUUUUCUUUUGUUAAGAAAAUGGAAACUUGAAAAUGGUGAUAAAAACUAAAAAAAAAACCACCUUGAAAUAUAUGUGAUACUUGCAUUAUUAAACCCCUUUGCAGAUCAAAGUCUCAGGGCUACACUGUAUAGUGGUUAAAGCACUGAAUCAUGUCUGUAUCUAUUUCCAAUUGUGAAAUAAUAUUCAUUUCACAUGUCUGUCUUAAAUAGAAAAUGAGAAUGUAUAUAAAACCACUUUGUAAACCAUAAAAGCAGUACAAAUGUGAGCUUCUGUUUGUUCAGAAGCAUACAUGUCAAUUAUGUACAAUUUGGAUUACACAUAAAAUUGUUUUGUGUCUAGUAUUUUAAAUUAUAGUUUAUUCACACUAUGUAGAGUUAUUAAUUUAAUAGCCUUUAAGGGUUAUUUUAAGUGGAGCUACAAGUUGCUAAUUUGAGAAAUCUUAACAUUUUAUAUUUUUGCCAGAACAUGAGAAGUUGGUAAAAUUGAGAACAGAAAAAACUAUCAACAUUAAAGAAAAAUAACAGAAAUUUUUUUCUAUAAUUAAAUAGUUAAGAAAUACUUUGUCUCAAAAAGAAAGGAUUUUUUUUUCCUGCUUUUAGACAGUUUUUACUCCUGAUGGUUCCUCCGAAUCAAAUACCUUCCAACGUAUUGUGUAAAAUAUUAUUUCUUAAUUUGGUACAUUUUCAAAUUGCACGCAAAAGAAGAUAGAAAUUUCCGACAAGGUAGAGCAGACGUAUCAGAGAUUUUGCACAAGGCCACCCUAUCGAGUUGCAGGACAGAGGGAUGUGCUUGGCAGGGAGCCAGAAAGGCAUUUCUGGACCCAACACGUUCUCAGGAACAGUGGAAAGUAUUUUCUCUAACAUCUUAUUCUAAAUGUGCUUAUUUUUGUAGGGCAUCACUUUUGUGUCUGAAUCUUUGAUUCAAAAUGUUUUAUUUUAUCUUUUUAGACUGUAAAGUUGGAAAUACAUUUGGAUUCUUUAAAAUGA
This is a messenger RNA of Myotis daubentonii (Daubenton's bat), 5250 nucleotides long. RefSeq names its product angiogenic factor with G-patch and FHA domains 1 (gene AGGF1). The record is from RefSeq and is a predicted model, not a curated record. Gene Ontology annotation, biological process: positive regulation of angiogenesis. NCBI's taxonomy places the organism in Eukaryota, Metazoa, Chordata, Mammalia, Chiroptera, Vespertilionidae. Gene Ontology annotation, molecular function: nucleic acid binding; protein binding.